Actinia tenebrosa (Australian red waratah sea anemone) is the source of this 955-nucleotide messenger RNA. RefSeq lists its product as uncharacterized. Gene Ontology annotation, biological process: signal transduction. Gene Ontology annotation, molecular function: protein binding. The record is from RefSeq and is a predicted model, not a curated record. NCBI's taxonomy places the organism in Eukaryota, Metazoa, Cnidaria, Anthozoa, Actiniaria, Actiniidae.
UGAUAGUACUACUGGUACCUCUUGUGAGAAUGAAGAAGGUAAUGAAGUAACAGACAGUCCCGUCAAUCUCAAUAACUCAAACCGGAGGUCUUCUGAAAUGGUUGGUCCUGGCAGUCAUCGUUCAGCACUGACUGAAUGCCCAGAGCCAAUACAAUGCAUCUGGAAAACAAGUAUUGGAGAGGCACCCCAUGCAGUCCACCUAAAGACAAAGUUAAAAAUCCUGCUUGAUCCUCCAAGGCCCUUGGGAGGAGACAUCAAGUCUCUUGCUGAUGCCUUCGGGUACACUGGUAUACAAAUACAUUACUUGACAACAAUACGAGAUCAGUCAGCAACUGAACAACUGUUGAGUGCUGAAGGACACCACAGUAUUGAACAUCUUCUGGACAAACUGGAUUCCAUUAACAGAGAGGAUGCUGCUGGAGAGAUUAGAAAAUACAUUAGGUUGCAGAAGUGCAAGUGUGAAGGUUGUAAAAACGAGCUUUGUUGAUUUUAACUAUUUUGACUGAGUUUUAUUGUAUGAAGAGCUAUACAAGCACAAGAGAACAGAAGAUUUUGUUUUGCUUGUGGUAGCUUGUGCUUGUACUUAUGCUUGCAUUGGCUUGCGUCACUAGUGAGAAUGAAACUUAGAGGGAUGAAGAUGACUGGGCAUAUUGCAUAUUUAUACAAUGGUUUGAGUAGUUGCAUACCAUGAAAAAUUGCACAUUGAGGCCUUUUGUAUUUUCUGGUAGACUGUUGUAUGAGCCAUCAGGAGUGAAGGAAAUUGAAAGAACAAUAUUAAUUAAUCAAUUAAUUAAUCAAUCAAUUAAUCAAUCAAUUAAUAUUAAUUAAUCAGUGUUUAAAAAAUGGUGUUUUGAAAAUGACACUGGUCAAAAGAUCUACUAACAAAAGGUUAAUUACAGUCAAAAUAGCUCAACCUUACCCCCCCCCCUAGAUUCCAUUAUUGGUUUCAUUAUUU